This is a messenger RNA of Electrophorus electricus (electric eel), 5923 nucleotides long. It is a transcript of the gene adamts10, whose product is annotated as ADAM metallopeptidase with thrombospondin type 1 motif, 10. Gene Ontology annotation, cellular component: extracellular matrix. Gene Ontology annotation, molecular function: metalloendopeptidase activity. NCBI's taxonomy places the organism in Eukaryota, Metazoa, Chordata, Actinopteri, Gymnotiformes, Gymnotidae. Gene Ontology annotation, biological process: proteolysis; extracellular matrix organization. The record is from RefSeq and is a predicted model, not a curated record.
GGAGAAAAAGAAACGGCACAGCUACGGAGCACGCGCCGCCGCACCUCGCUCUCUAUGUGGCAGUGAACUAGGACUACAGGCGGACCUCGAGACCUCUGGACUGUAACCUACCUGAACAGUCCAACGGUGAGGAACGUGUCCCUUCGGAAGUCCUGUUCACUCGGGAACGUCCUCUCCUCGGAGAGAGAGAGAGAGAGAGAGAGGGGUGGACCCGCAGACGAGCGAGGCGACUGGCUGAGCUGCACUGGAGCUGGGGCACACACACAUUCACGCAGGCACGCGUGCAUGCACACACGCUAAACGACCCACGGGCACGUGCACGGAGGAGCUGCCAUGGCCCCAGAAUUCAGUGCGUCACUCUGGUGAACGUGGGGGACAUCCCAGGAAGUAGACAUGUUGGGACGGACAGCUGAGCACCACUGCACUGAAACUAGCUGUAGUAACCAUGGAGACGGUGUGGAGGAGCUUGGCCUGUGUUGGGGUCAUCGCCAUGGUGACUGCUGCACUGGGAGAGAGGGCCUCAGGUCCAGAGGACCAAGCUGCCUUCCUCACCAGUCUGGGUCGCUAUGAGAUCGCCGUUCCAGUCCGCGUGGGUCCUUGGGGAGAGGCGUGGCCCGGCCGGCACCGGCGCAGUGCGGAGACGAGGAGAGGCGAGGCGCCUGACCCACAGCGGUUCUACCAGUUGUCCACGGCCAGAACCAGCCUGCUCCUGAACCUCACACUCCAGAGUGGGCUGCUGUCACGACACUUCCGCGUAGAGUACUGGAGGAGGGGUCAGCUGGCGUGGAGCCAUCCUUACUCACCCGGCUGCCACUACGUGGGCCACCUGCAGCACCUGUACCAGUCCAGUGCCGUGGCCCUGAGCACCUGCAAUGGCCUGCAGGGGGCGAUAGUUGCAGGCGGGGAGGAGUACCUCAUCGAGCCCUUGGUUUCUGCUGAGAACAAUACACGUGUUGGCAGGAGCGAAGGGCACCCCCAUGUGGUGUACAAAAGAUCCUCUCUACGACAUCUGUACAUGGACCAGACCUGUGGAGUGAUUGAUGAGAAACCCAGCAAAAGUGCAGGGUGGUGGCAGCAGACCAUAAAGCCCCCCGGGCAGGCGGGGCGAGGCCAGCUGCCCCUGAAGCGCUCAGCUGGGCGCGAGCGCUACGUGGAGACAUUGGUGGUGGCGGAUAAGAUGAUGGUAGGAUAUCACGGCCGGAGAGAUAUCGAGCAGUACAUCCUCGCUGUCAUGAAUGUUGUUGCCAAACUGUUCCAGGAUUCAAGCCUCGGAAAUGCAGUGAAUAUUGUGGUGACGAGACUGAUACUGUUAAUGGAAGACCAGCCGAACCUGGAAAUAAACCACCACGCGGGAAAGUCUUUGGACAGCUUCUGCAAGUGGCAAAAAUCCAUCCAGCACCGAAACGGCCACGGCAACGCUAUCCCCGACAACGGCAUCGCUCACCAUGACACAGCAGUUCUCAUCACCAGAUACGACAUUUGCAUCUACAAGAACAAGCCAUGUGGAACACUCGGUCUAGCCCCUGUCGGUGGGAUGUGUGAACCAGAGAGAAGCUGCAGUAUAAAUGAAGAUAUUGGUCUGGCCACAGCGUUUACCAUUGCCCAUGAGAUUGGACACACGUUCGGGAUGAAUCACGACGGUGUGGGAAAUGCGUGUGGUGUCCGCAGUCAAGAGACGGCGAAGCUCAUGGCAGCGCACAUCACCAUGAAGACCAACCCCUUUAUCUGGUCUGCCUGCAGCCGGGAUUACAUCACAAACUUCCUGAACUCUGGGAUGGGCUCUUGCGUGACCAAUGUCCCCCCAAAACAGGAGUUUGUGUACCCUACGUCGGCGCCCGGGCAGGUGUACGACGCUGAUGAACAGUGCCGCUUCCAGUACGGCGUGAAAUCCCGGCAGUGUAAAUACGGGGAGGUGUGCAGUGAGCUGUGGUGCAUGAGUAAGAGUAACCGCUGUAUAACCAGCAGCAUCCCAGCAGCUGACGGCACCAUCUGUCAGACCAGCACCAUAGAGAAAGGGUGGUGCUAUAAGCGUGUGUGUGUGCCCUAUGGCACGCGGCCCGAGGGUGUGGAUGGCCAGUGGGGGCCCUGGACACCGUGGGAAGAGUGCAGUCGCACCUGUGGGGGUGGAGUCUCCUCUUCUGUUCGCCACUGUGACAGCCCCAGGCCUACCAUCGGAGGACGCUUUUGUCUGGGGGAGAGGAAACGGUUCAAAUCCUGCAACAUUGAAGAGUGUCCACCUGGGUCUCAGGAUUUCCGGGAGAUUCAGUGUGCAGAUUUUGACAGCGUUCCUUUCCGGGGCAAAUUCUACACCUGGAAGCCAUACAGAGGCGGUGGGGUAAAAUCCUGCUCUCUAAACUGCUUAGCGGAGGGCUAUAAUUUCUACACUGAGCGUGCUCCAGCUGUGGUGGAUGGGACACCAUGUAGGGAUGACUCUCUGGACGUGUGUGUUAAUGGAGAGUGUAAGCACGUGGGCUGUGAUAAAAUCCUUGGCUCGGAUGUCCGAGAAGACCGCUGCCGUCUGUGCGGAGGGGAUGGGAGCAGUUGUGAGGUCAUCGAGGGCGUCUUCAAUAACUCGCUGCCUGAAGGAGGUUAUGAAGAGGUCAUUUGGAUUCCAAAAGGUUCUGUGUUCAUACAUAUCCAGGAACUGAACGUCUCUCUGAAUUAUCUGGUGUUGAAGGGACGAAGUGACCAGUACUUCAUCAAUGGCAAGCUAAGCAUUGACACGCCACGCCGUUUCGAUGUCGCGGGGACAACCUUCCACUACCGGCGCCCUGCCGACGAACCAGAGACGCUCGAGGCGCUGGGCCCCACCAACAUGUCCCUUGUUGUCAUGGUGCUUGUGAGGGAAGAUAACCCAGGUGUCCAUUACCGCUUCCACCCCCCACUGAACAGAGACACACUGAGCGGAUACACAUGGCACUACACAGGCUGGAGCCGCUGCUCCGUCACGUGUGCAGGAGGGGUUCAGGUCCAGCACGUCGUGUGUAAGAAACAAGCUGACCACUCUGUGGUCUACAACCACUUCUGUGACAAGAGCAGCAAACCCAAGGAGAAGAAGCACCCCUGCAAUACUGAACCCUGUCCUCCCACCUGGUGGGUCAGUGAGUGGUCCGAGUGCAGCAGGAGCUGUAGUGGGGGGGUCCGUACACGGGAGGUUCUGUGUAAGCGCAAGUUCUCCUCCACGGAGGGGAGAGUUCAGGAUGACUCCACGUGUGUGGCGUCCGUGCGCCCGCCCGUCACUGAGGCCUGCAACGGUCACAGCUGCCCUCCAGAGUGGCACGCUCUGGACUGGUCCGAGUGCACCCCCAGCUGUGGUCCUGGCUACAGGCAGAGGGUGGUCCUGUGUCGCAGCGGGGAGGGUGCGGACACUCUGGGCGAAUCCGAGUGUCCGAAGCAGGGACGUCCCACCACCAGGAUGCGCUGUAACCUUCAGCGGUGCCCCCCACCGCAGUGGGUCUCUGGGCCCUGGGGUGAGUGCUCAUCUAAGUGUGGUGUGGGCCAGCAGAUGCGUUUGGUACAGUGUGUGACACACGCAGGCCAUCCGUCCAAUGAGUGCCCAGAAAUGCCUCGGCCCGCCUCAGUGCAACAGUGCAGGAGCAAGUGUGACCUCAGUGGCCCCACGGAUAACCCCGAGGAGUGCAAAGAUGUGAACACAGUGGCAUACUGCCCCCUGGUGCUCAGGUUCCAGUUCUGCAGCCGCCCGUAUUUCCGACAGAUGUGCUGCAAGACCUGCCAAGGACACUGACCUCUACACCGGCCCCUCCCCCGGCCCCUCUCUCCGCCCCUCUCUCCGCCCCCUGCUAGCUCUCUCCGUGUUUGUCCUUCUCUCACUCUUUAGAGGAUGGUGGACUGGGCUGCUGUCUCACUCCAGUUGUUCAGCUGUUCUGACAUGGCUGCUAUCUUUCGUAAGAUGUCCCUGACGUGGUGCUAAUCUGGUAUCUGCCAUUACUGCACACCAUAAUCCCUCAAACCUCAAUCCCAGACCCGGGACGCACCGCACCGCACAGAUUAGAGCUUCUCCCCUGUAGCUCAGCAGCCACGCACCAGGCCGUGUGUGAGCGCGACAUUUCUGCAGCCGCUUCUAAGAUGAGAAUCAAGAUCCAAGGAACGUGGGUUUUAUCACAGAACACAUUAACGUGUGCUAUCGUUUUGUCUCGAUGGAAAAAAACAUGCCAAAUUCAAACACGUACAACACCGUCAGAUUACUCCCAAGCAUGCGUGCACAUAAGUAAAGAUACACGCUACAAAAAUGUACAUCUCAGUGGCAAUUGGGUCUCACGUCCAACAAUGUAAUUGUUAUUGUUAUAUUUGUAUAAUAUACAGGAAAAGGGUCUUAUGCAAAAACCAAAGAUGAUGGCGACAGCUCAGAUCAGUACUGGACAUCAGUGCACGUUCAUGUGAACACAGUCUAGCCACGCUGUGCAUCCUCAUCAGUGACCGCGGAUGUCUUUCCGACGGCGUGUCACUCCUGCUCCAGUAAACGUUGCGGUCUGGGGGCAGGGGACUGCCGUCCUGCCGAACAUCUGAGCGACAGGAGCUAUGCAGCCCGCUGUGCUCGAGCGGGGAAGAUGCACGGGGAGUUUAAGACAGUUCAUGACCGGGUCAUAGCUGGUAGAGCGCUGAGCUGUAGGAUGCUGUGUCCUUCCUCUGAACCAGUGCUCCACUGAACAACAGGCAAUCAGUUUCUCACCAUUAAGAUACCUUUUGUUUGGGUUCUAAAUCUUUGAGAAAGCUUGCUGUCUGUGAUAAGACCAUGUCCUACCUUAUCAUGUCAAAAUCUGACAAGUGAAAACUAUUUAAUUUCUUUCUUUUAAAGGAAAUUUUAUCAUCAUAUAUAUUAGCAUAUAUAAUUACAGCCUUGAAGAUAUUGCAGUGUGGUAAUCUUCAUGAACUGUGUUGUUGUGGUCUGUUAGGUUCUUUUUGAUGCUGUAUAGCCUUUCUAACGUAAACAUCACCCUCCCUGAUCUGGCCCUGUUUAGUCACAGAAGAAGAAGUUGAGCCCACGGGAAGAUCUUUUGCGUUUAGUCCUACAGUCCAGCGAGACUGUAGUUUAGUCUACCUAAUUCCAGCAAGGCAAGUGGCACAGGCGCAUUCCCAACAUGCACUGCAAGCACGCCGUCACACAUCAUUAUGAGUAAAUGUUGUGCAGUCAGGCUUUAAUGUACUGAUAUGAAAUCACCUGAGUGUUGUCCCGCAAAACGAACAACCUGCCUCCUGUGUCCAGUGCCAUGUCCUGGUCUUGUCCUGUGACGGCCAAGGUGCUGUUUGGAAAGUUACUGGUUACAGCUUUAAGACCCUGUGGGCUAAUUUACACUGUUUCUGUAUGUACAGCAGAAUUGGUCUAAAUCUUCUUUUAACGGUAGGUUCCCUGGCUCAUGACAGUGUCACUCACCCUUUCUGGCAUUUCAUUGGUCAGCUUUGGCAUGUUCUCAAACUUUGUAAUCCACUUUGUUUUUUGAAUUUUGAUGAGUUUCCAUGGUCAGUCUAUGGUGCUUUGAAUGGUGCUAUUUCUGUCUUUUAAGCUCAAGAUUCGUACAUUUAUUUUAGUCACAACACAUUUGUGGUAAGAAUGAGAAGGAAAACUGCAUUCUAAGUUAUCUAUUGAAUUUUCGUGGGGGAAAACUUCAUAGCCAAAUCAAGUUUGGGUAGAUUCAAAACAACGUUAUUUUUGUUGUGAUUUUUUUAAACUUUUUUUUUUCAUACGUAACGUUACACUUGAAGUGUGGUGAUUUAUAAUGAUAGACACAGCCAAACCAGUGUAUGUCUAACAAAACCUUUGGUUGUUGUCAUUGUUUUCAACUGCUUUUGAAAUAACAUUGUGUACUGUAAUAAACCUACAUGUCUCUGAAUUUUAUUUAGAUCAUCUAAAAUGAAAAUAAUACAGUGAAUAAAAACACGAUGCAUCGUGAACAUAAGAAAUACA